Penaeus monodon (black tiger shrimp) is the source of this 1263-nucleotide messenger RNA. RefSeq names its product probable E3 ubiquitin-protein ligase DTX2. Gene Ontology annotation, cellular component: nucleoplasm. Lineage: Eukaryota; Metazoa; Arthropoda; Malacostraca; Decapoda; Penaeidae. The transcript has 4 exons. The record is from RefSeq and is a predicted model, not a curated record. Bases 96 to 716 code for a protein of 206 amino acids. Gene Ontology annotation, biological process: Notch signaling pathway; protein ubiquitination. Gene Ontology annotation, molecular function: ubiquitin protein ligase activity.
UUUGGUCUUAAAAAUUUGGUAAAUUUGUGUUGCAGUUAUUGCAGACCUACACCACAUCUGACUCGAACCCUCCAGAUGAGCCUUGUCCAAUAUGCAUGUGUAGCCUCCAAUGUCCAAGUGAUUGUAGCAGUCAGGAUGUAACAGAUGAUGAAGGUGUUGUUAAGCUGACUAAGUGUGGCCACUCGCUUCACAAAUUGUGCGCGAGAAUGAUGGCAGAAUCAAAGCAAUAUUUUAUUCCGUGUCCUAUGUGUAAAACUGUACAUGGUGUGAGACUAGGAAAUCAGCCUGACGGAGUAAUGGAAAUCUUCAUCGUAAAUGAUAGUCUUCCUGGAUUUGACUGCGGAACUAUCAUCAUCACAUACAGGUUUGGAGGCGGCAUACAAGGGCGAGAACACCCAAACCCAGGCCAUCCCUACCGAGCUCAUGCCUUCCCACGCCGUGCCUUCUUGCCAGAUAAUGAAAGAGGAAACAAGAUCCUACAGCUGUUGGAGGUUGCAUGGCAGAGACGUCUGAUAUUCACAGUUGGCACGUCCAUAACUAGCGGCCUGGAAAAUGUCAUUACCUGGAAUGAAAUCCACCAUAAAACUGAAUGGGAAAACUACCAUGGUCAUGGCUAUCCUGACCCAGCCUACCUAGAUAACGUUACCAUGGAGUUAGAGCUUCAAGGUGUGACGGAGGCAGACCUUGAGAGUAAUGCAAAUAGAAGCCUGGAGUAAACUAACUGUGAUAUUAUACUCCCCUAUUUUUCAAAGGAGUUGUAAUCCAUAGGUAGGUGUAUACUUCUGAGAGUGAAAAAAGAUUCCAAUAGUGCAUAUUUGAGAGUGUAAGAGGUUCCAUUUGUGCACCAUUUUUAAGUUAUUUAUUUGGCUUCCAAAAAUUCUCAGAAGUCCCCACCUUCUCUCUCUCUCUCUCUCUCUCUCUCUCUCUCUCUCUCUCUCUCUCUCUCUCUCUCUCUCUCUCUCUCUUCUUUUUAACUUGAGACCUCAUAAGCAUGAAAUAUUGCAUAAGACAGAACAGUAAAAUGUUCAAGAAAUGUACAUGGUCUGUAAUGCUACUUUCUCUGUGAUGAAUUUAUAGUAAUCAAGUUAUUAUUUAAAUAUACUCACAGGUGCUAAAGAAAAAAAAAGUACUUUCUUCCCUACUGAAUAUUUUAUCAAAAGAUUUUCUCCAUAUGAAAUUUACUCCCUUACUGAUUAAAAAAAAAAAAAAAAAAGAUAUUCACCAUAUUAAAUAUACUGUCUCUUUAUGGCAAUAAUUUCUUUU